UAUGGCGACGGUUCUAGGAGUGAUGGUUGAUUUGAGUGGAACGAUUCACAUUGAUCAUUUUUUAAUCCCUGGAUCAAUUGAUGCUUUAAAAAGACUUCGGAAGGCAGGUUUCCCCCUUCGUUUUGUCACCAACACAACAAAGGAAUCGAAAUCAUCAUUGCUCAAACGGUUGGAAAAACUUCGCUUCGAUAUUAAGGAGGAUGAAAUAUUUACAUCGCUGACGGCUGCCAGACGUUACAUCGAAAGGAAAAAUUAUCGACCAUUUUGCUUGUUGGAAGAUGAUGCGAAAAGAGAUUUUUGUGGAAUAUCAACAGAAGAACCUAAUGCCGUUUUGAUUGGUUUACCACCUCAAAACUUUAACUAUAAUACACUAAACAAAGCAUUCAGAUUACUUCUUGAUGGUUCUCCAUUGGUGGCUGUACACAAAGCUCGUUAUUUCAAACAAGACGAUGGUCUUGCACUAGGACCUGGUCCAUAUGCUGCUGCACUCGAAUAUGCAGCCAAUACAACUGCAUUCACUGUGGGUAAACCGGCAAACACUUUCUUCCAAGAGGUUUUAGACGAUAUGGGAAUGAAACCUGAACAUGUUUUCAUGAUUGGAGAUGAUGUUAGGGAUGACAUUGAUGGUGCUCAAAAACUUGGCAUUAAAGGAAUAUUGGUAUCAACCGGCAAAUAUAGAGUGAAGGAUGAAGACAAAAUCAAUCCACCUCCUUUUCGAACGUGCAAGAAUUUCGCUGAAGCAGUUGACAUCAUACUCGGGCAAACUGUUGAAGGGAUCACGUCUGGCAGUUAGUGAAAGUGUGUUUGAAGGCGAUAAUUUUUUCAUGUGAAGGAUUAAUGUCGUUUCGUGAUGAUAAAGAAAAGGAUUAAAACAAGUACUAUCUAUAAUAUCUUUAGAAGGAAAAAAGGAGUCUAGUCUGAGCUAGUCUGUGUAAAAGAAAACACUAUCUAAAUAAGCUGUUAACGAUUCGUUUUACUCGUCUUUGUAGCGUUGGCAAUUUUUUUGGUGAGGUAAUAAUUAAAAUGUAAAAUUUGUUCUGAUUUUAAUUACGAUAAGACAAUUUGCGAA
Xenia sp. Carnegie-2017 is the source of this 1069-nucleotide messenger RNA. Its product is annotated as haloacid dehalogenase-like hydrolase domain-containing protein 2. Gene Ontology annotation, molecular function: phosphatase activity. The record is from RefSeq and is a predicted model, not a curated record. Gene Ontology annotation, biological process: dephosphorylation. NCBI's taxonomy places the organism in Eukaryota, Metazoa, Cnidaria, Anthozoa, Malacalcyonacea, Xeniidae.